Molecule: messenger RNA, 1617 nt
Organism: Sphenostylis stenocarpa
Lineage: Eukaryota; Viridiplantae; Streptophyta; Magnoliopsida; Fabales; Fabaceae
Source: the annotation of a GenBank genome assembly
AUGGGGGUAAGAGAAUUAGAAAACCGUUUCGUCACAACCCUGAGAACCUGUGCGAAAAUCGCGGAACUGAAGAAGCUUCACGCCCACAUCGUGAAGCUAUCACUGUCACAGAGCAACUUUCUGGCCACCAAAAUGUUGGACGUAUGCGACAACUUGGGUCACGUGGAUUACGCGACCUUGAUAUUCCAAAACCUAGAGGACCCAAAUGUGUUCUCUUACAACGCAAUAAUCAGAACCUGCACUCAUAAUCACAAACAUUCUCUGGCAAUUACUGUGUUCAACGAAAUGCUCAGACAUGAAACGAAAUCAGCAUUGCCAGACAAAUUCACGUUUCCUUUUGUGAUAAAGUCGUGUGCGGGUCUUCUGUGUCGUCGUCUUGGGCAGCAAGUUCACGCGCAAGUGUGCAAGUUUGGACCCAAGUCCCAUGCAAUAACGGAGAAUGCGCUUAUUGAUAUGUACACGAAGUUUGGCGAUUUGAGUGGUGCGUACCAAGUUUUUGAGGAAAUGACUGAGCAAGAUGCGGUCUCGUGGAACAGUAUAAUCUCGGGGCACGCGAGGUUGGGGCAGAUGAAGAUUGCUCGGGAAGUGUUUGAUGAAAUGCCUUUUAGGACAACUGUGUCUUGGACGACUAUGAUUAAUGGGUAUGCAAGAGCAGGGUGUUAUGUUGAUGCGUUAGAGAUUUUUCGCCAGAUGCAAGUGGUGGGUAUUGAGCCUGAUGAGAUUAGUGUAAUAUCUGUUCUGCCGCCGUGUGCACAGCUUGGGGCUCUUGAGGUUGGGAAGUGGGUGCACAAGUACUCGGAGAAAAGUGGGUUUUUGAAGAAGACCAGUGUGUGUAAUGCACUGAUUGAAAUGUAUGCUAAGUGUGGCUGCAUUGAUGAAGCUUGGUGCUUGUUUGAUCAGAUGGUUGAGAAGGAUGUGAUUUCUUGGAGUACCAUGAUUGGGGGACUGGCUAAUCAUGGAAAAGCGUAUGAGGCAAUUCGAAUGUUCGAAGAUAUGCAGAAUGCAGGAGUGGCUCCUAAUGGGGUAACAUUUGUUGGUGUGUUGUCAGCUUGUGCUCAUGCGGGGUUUUGGAAUGAGGGAUUGAGGUAUUUUGAUGUUAUGAGGAUGGAUCAUCAUUUAGAGCCAGAGAUUAAGCACUAUGGUUGUCUAGUUGACCUUCUAGGACGCUUGGGACGGCUUGAUCAGGCUCUUGACACAAUAAUGAAGAUGCCAAUGCAACCGGAUUCGACGAUAUGGAACACAUUGUUGAGCUCUUGCAGGAUUUAUCGCAGUCUUGAGAUUGCUGUUGUUGCCAUGAAACAGCUUUUAGAGCUUGAGCCAGAAGCGUCUGGAAACUAUGUCUUGCUUGCCAACACAUAUGCAGAACUUGGCAAGUGGGAAGGUGUUUCAAAUGUUAGGAAACUUAUACGAAGCAAGAGGAUAAAGAAAACACCAGGGAGUAGCUUCAUUGAGGUUAACAACAUGAUUCAGGAAUUUGUAUCGGGUGACGAUACAAAGCCCUUUUCACAAAAUGUUUUCUGGAUCCUACGAGGGCUCACUUUACACCAGACUAGAAUCACUGACUUCAUGGAGUUUGUCGCAGAAGAAGGCCAAGUUUACAGUAAAACUAUGCCUUGA